Molecule: messenger RNA, 930 nt
Organism: Emys orbicularis (European pond turtle)
Lineage: Eukaryota; Metazoa; Chordata; Testudines; Emydidae
Gene: LRRC73
Product: leucine rich repeat containing 73
Exons: 6
Coding region: 1-912 (303 amino acids)
Molecular function (GO): protein binding
Source: RefSeq, a predicted model, not a curated record
AUGUUGCCAGGGUCUAUCCAGAUCUCUGGGGAGACUUUAUCAAGUGCUGAGAUCCGUGACAUUUGCGAGAGCCUGCGGGAGAACUCGGUGCGACUGCUGUCACUCCGGGGCUGCCAGCUUUCUGACCGGGAUUUCGGGCGCAUUUGCCGAGGGGUAGCGGAAUCUCACUCCUUGGCUCAGCUCAACCUUAACCUGGGGAUUGUAUCCAACAUCAACCGGGUCAAGCAACUGGCAGAAGCCCUGAAGACAAACCGCUCCAUCCAGUCUCUGUUCCUCCAUGGGAGCCCCCUGACAGACGCCGGCCUAGCUCUCCUCAAUCCAGCACUCUCCAUCCAUCCCUCUCUGGUGGCUUUGGACUUGGGAGACUGCAUGCUGGGUGACGAGGGCAUCAACUUGAUCUGUGGGCUCCUGCCUCCCGAUGGAGCCAAGUCAGGCCUUAAGGAGUUAACACUGAGCGCAAACCCGGGUGUCACGGCCAAAGGUUGGGGGCGCCUGGCCAUUGCAGUAGCUCACAGCUCCCAGGUGCGAGUGUUGAACCUGGACUACAACCCCCUCGGUGACCAGGUAGCAGGGAUGCUGGCUGUUGCUGUGGCCUCCAGUCGCACCCUGGAGGUUCUGGACUUGGAAGGAACAGGACUUACCAACCAUUCGGCCCAGACCUUGCUGGACAUGGUGGAGAAUUACCCAACAGCCCUGCGGACGCUGAUCCUGGCAGAGAACAGCAUCAGUCCUGAGCUGCAGCAGCAGAUCUCGGACCUGCUCUCCGAGGGUGAGGAAGAGGAGGAGAAUGAGGCUCAUGAAGUCACGGCCAGGGAGAAGAACCCCUGGAUCUGCCAGAGCAAUCCCAGCUCCCAGAUGGUCUUGGUGACGUCAGGUCUGGGCGAGAGCCUCUUAGCAGAAACAGAGAUGUGACUAGGAUACUCCUGCAGC